Molecule: messenger RNA, 300 nt
Organism: Peronospora matthiolae
Lineage: Eukaryota; Oomycota; Peronosporomycetes; Peronosporales; Peronosporaceae
Source: the annotation of a GenBank genome assembly
AUGUUCCCCGCCAUUGUCACACCGAAGCUUUUCACGCGCAUGCUGGUCUUGUUUUCGGCCAGCGCAACGAAGAAAGCGAAUUUGCCGGAUACCUCUGAAUUGAUCUUUAGCAGGGCCACAAAGGACGCUAUGGAUGACUUCGAGCACUUCCUUGGCAAAAUUCACGAAGUUCACCCGUGUGUGCUUUCCGAGCUCACAGCCAUCACAAAGUUUCCACUUGCGCAACGAAGUCAAUUUGGUACCAGUGCCAACGCCUUGGGUGACUAUAGUGGACAGACCGCCAUAGCCAAUGUGAUUUAG